This is a messenger RNA of Myotis davidii, 2428 nucleotides long. RefSeq names its product doublesex and mab-3 related transcription factor 2 (gene DMRT2). The coding region runs from base 1030 to 2013 and encodes 327 amino acids. Gene Ontology annotation, cellular component: nucleus. The transcript is spliced from 3 exons. NCBI's taxonomy places the organism in Eukaryota, Metazoa, Chordata, Mammalia, Chiroptera, Vespertilionidae. Gene Ontology annotation, molecular function: RNA polymerase II cis-regulatory region sequence-specific DNA binding; DNA-binding transcription factor activity, RNA polymerase II-specific. The record is from RefSeq and is a predicted model, not a curated record. Gene Ontology annotation, biological process: sex differentiation; regulation of transcription by RNA polymerase II.
ACUUUUUGGCGAGGAUUGGCUAGGGAGUGGAAAACAGCCUCCCAAGGUCCGCGGAGAGUGCGCGCUGGACGCCCGAGGUGGCCCUGCUCUGGGUUGGACUCGGCCUCCUCCCGCGUCCGGUGUGUUUCACCGGGGCCCUGAGUGUCUUCGCUCCCCGUGGCCUGGCCUGCUGGGCGGGGCGGAGGCGUCGCAGGGCCCGGAAGCCUACCCACCAGGCGGGACGGCGGCAGCUAGGUCUUGUGCUCUCGGCCUCGGAGGGUUUUGUUCGCCUUGCUGAGUCCCAGACGCCCCGUGAGCAAUCCCGAGUUUUCGCCAGACCGGGGAGCCUGAGAGAUACGGACCCUCAUCUCUCUCCCUGCGCCGGCACCCGGCCCAUCCGUCCUGCCGAGCAGAAACCAGCCCAAGUCACUGCCCAGUGGCAGGUCUUGGGCACCUUCAGCCCCACCUCCGGCCGCAGAGGACCCGGUGCUGUUUCAGGCUGGGCUCCCACCUGCUCCACCGCAUUUCCUUCCUCCAGGCCGUCCCCCCACUUCUGGCUGCUGGGUGUGCCUGGGAGGACCCUAGCAAAGCAGCCCUGGAGGAAGCCAGGACCCACGUCCCCAGUGGGUGGCUUCGGACAGAGCUAGCUCCAUUGCCCUGGGAUUAUGGUGUGCUAAUAAGUUUGGAAGCAUUUAAACAGGGAAUAGGAAAAUUAAAUACAUUUAGGUUGGGGAGAGUUGCUGACACCCCUUUCCUUCUCUUCAGGGCAUUAAUGAUUAUGUUUCUUGUGUUUGCAGGACAAGAAGGGGCUUUCUGGGAAACAGAAUAAUUUCGAGCGCAAAGCCGUGUAUCAGAGGCAAGUGAGGGCACCCAGUCUGCUGGCCAAAAGUAUUUUAGAAGUUCUCCUUGGAUUAUUCUCCAACUGUUACAAUGUACAUAAUGAGCCAUCUUUAGAAACUAAAAGUGACAUCAGCUCUAGGCUACCGUCCCAUACCAGCAGAGACUUAUGUGGGAGGGAGCUUACCUCUACCUCCCCCAGUAAGUGACCGGAUGAGGAAAAGGCGGGCCUUUGCUGAUAAAGAGUUGGAGAACAUUAUGCUGGAGAGAGAAUAUAAAGAGAGGGAGAUGUUGGAAGCUUCCCAAGCUGCUGCCUUGUUCCUGCCCAACCGCAUGGUGCAUGGACCUGAAUACAACUACAAAAGUGCCUACAGCCCUACCCCGGUGGAACCACCAAGCAAAGACUUCUGUAAUUUUUUGCCCACCUGUCUUGAUCUAACCAUGCAGUAUUCAGGGUCUGGGAAUAUGGAACUAAUUUCUUCAAAUGUCAGUGUGGCCACAACUUACAGACAGUAUCCUUUGUCUUCAAGAUUUUUAGUUUGGCCCAAGUGUGGCCCCAUUAGUGACACUCUCCUCUACCAGCAAUGCCUGCUAAACACCACCACCUCAGUUCAAGCCCUGAAAUCUGGGGCCAGCUGGGACUUGAAGGGAGUACAAGUCCAGGAUGGACUCAGUGCCGAACACGACGUGAUGCCACCCAAAUUGGAAGGCUCUCUGGUGCUGCCUCACACUCCCGAGGUCCAGACCUCAAGAAGUGACCUUCAGGGUCACCAGGCUGUCCCUGAGAGGUCUGCGUUUUCCCCACCCCAACGGAAUUUCUCUCCAGUUGUUGACACGGACUCCCUGGCAGCUCAAGGGCACAUCUUAACCAAGAUCAGCAAAGAAAGCACCAGGCACCCUCUGCCACUUAAACAUAAUCCAUUCCACUCAUUAUUCCAGCAAACUCUUAAUGACAAAUCGGGUCCUGAGUUGAAAACACCAUUUGUCAAAGAGGCCUUUGAAGAGGCCCCAAAGAAACACAGAGAGUGUUUAGUCAAGGAGAACCAGAAGUACACAUUUACAAUAGAUAGAUGUGCAAAAGACCUUUUUGUAGCCAAACAAGUUGGAACAAAACUCUCUGUGAAUGAACCGCUGUCAUUUUCUGUUGAGUCUAUUCUCAAGAGGCCUUCAUCUGCCAUCACUCACAUCUCUCAGUGAAAGCCUGCUGAAAUGGAAAGCUGGAUUUUCUGCACUCUCAGAGGGUUCUUACCAGUUGCUAAUUUUUUUUUAAAGAAAAAAGUUGAGAUGUUUGUAUAAAGAAAUUUCUAAUGUAAAUGAUGGCGAUUAAAAGAUUUAUAUUCGUAUGCAUGUACUUCUCACCACAUAUUUAAACUUAAAGUUGGAAAUUGCUCAUGUGCAAAUUGUAAAGUUUCACACUUUACACAUUAUUUCGAAAGCAAUAAAAUUGACACUGCCUUAUAAAAGACCCAGUAUUUGUUGAAGUAAAUAGUUGUCUCUGUGGUGAAAAAGCUAGUGUCUGUGAAAUGUGAUCUUUAUUUUUCUAUGAUUCUUUGUAUUUUCAAGUGUUCUUAUUGUUUGCUGGGGGCCACAGGAGAACCUUUAUAAUGCCUUA